This is a messenger RNA of Glycine soja, 2990 nucleotides long. RefSeq lists its product as uncharacterized. The transcript has 3 exons. Lineage: Eukaryota; Viridiplantae; Streptophyta; Magnoliopsida; Fabales; Fabaceae. Gene Ontology annotation, molecular function: protein binding. The record is from RefSeq and is a predicted model, not a curated record. Bases 325 to 2688 code for a protein of 787 amino acids.
UUCCAACAAGAAAUUUUCAGGGAAAUGCAUAAAAGAAAGCAGCGUUUACAAAUUACAAUAGAGAGACAAGGAAGCUAAUAACCCUUUGAGCAACUUAGUCGGUGAAGCGACUUCUUCAAAAAUCGGCGGAAAGAGAAGCUUGACGUUACUCUUUCCCCCAUCAUGCCGCACCAUAAGCGUGCCCCCUAAGUAUGCCAUUCUCAUUCUUGUUCUUGUAUAUAAAACUCACCUUUCUCUUCGACCUUCACUAGACAUCACAUAUUUUCAACCUUAUUAUAUAUCAGUAGUUGCAUUGGAAGUAGCUACUUAAGACUUGUUACAUUAAUGGAAGGAGAGGGAAGCAUUCAUGUACAAGUUGAUGAACUCCAAAGGGUGAGGCUCAGCGAAACCAUCAGCAUAGGCACCACCAUGUUUGAGCCUCGUGGACUCAGCAGCAUAGACAAGUUGGACAGUAAUAAUAGCACUGCCAAUUCUGUGUCUUCAACAACCUCAGCACCAGAAAAGAAGCUAACCCUUUUCGCUCUUCAGCUUGCAGUGCUUGAGAAAGCAGCAACCGGGUUAGGAACUCUCGGUUUCAUUUGGGCAACCGUUGUCCUGCUCGGCGGUUUCGCCAUCACCUUGGAGAAAACCGAUUUCUGGUUCAUCACCAUCAUACUUGUAGUUGAAGGAACCAGGAUUUUCAGCAGGAGUCAUGAACUUGAAUGGCAGCACCAAGCCACAUGGUCUAUCACUGAGAACCAUCAGCACCAAUAUGUUUCUACAGAUACUACCCCAACAAGGACACCAACUAGGAUGUGGAUUAGCUCAGAUGUUCCACUCCUGCCAUAUGCUAAAUGGUUUUUCCUUUCAAGGCAUGUUAGUAGGCUUCUCUAUUGGCUUCAACUUCUUUCUGCAACAGCUUGUGUGGUUCUCUCGUUAAUAAAGCUCGUCAAGCAUGAUUAUGGAGAGGUGGCAAAAGGGGACACUGACAAGAGGAAUCGCAAAUCUGCUCUCUCCAUCUUCUAUGCCUUGGCUCUUGCAGAAGCUUUAUUGUUCCUGAUGGAAAAGGCCUAUUGGGAGUGGCAAGUCAGCUAUUGUAAACUGUUGGAAGAGGUCGACAAGGAGUGUGAGUUGGGGUCAUCAGGAAUGGUGUCCACUAGAAGGUUCUUCUAUGAUGCCUAUUCAAGAUGUGUCAAUGGAAGCAUAUUUGAUGGCUUGAAAAUGGAUAUGGUAGGUUUUUCCAUGGACUUGUUGGCUUCUAACUCCCCUGAUGAGCAGCUCAUUGGAGCAAGAAUUCUGAGGCAGUUUUCAAUCAGUGAAAGAUUUUCUGAUGACACCCUUCAAAAGAUUGGAAUUGACAUAUCAAUGGUGGAGAGACUAGUUGAGAUGUUGAAUUGGACAGACCCCAAGGAGGAAGAGAUUAGGCUCUCAGCUGCUGAGAUUUUGUCAAAACUAGCUGGCAAGAAGCAGAACUCUCUCCGCAUAGCCGGAAUACCAGGAGCUAUGGAAUCAAUAUCAUCGCUUCUACAAACUAAUAGGAGUGUGAUUCCUGCAGCUGAUGAGAUUGGUGAAAAUAAACUUUUAUUUGAUCACCAAAAUUACGGGUUCUGGACAUUUAACCACUUGGGACUCCUCAUACUGAAAAAACUUGCACGUGACCUUGACAACUGUGGAAAGAUUGGAAACACUAGGGGCCUCCUUCCAAAGAUCAUAGACUUCACACGUGCCGAAGAGUGGUUGCUCAAGAGUGAAAAUGUUACUCCAUCUCAAGUUCUGACACUGAAGAGAUCUCUGCAACUGGUGAAGAUGCUGGCUAGUACAGAUGGCACCACUGGGAAACAUCUUCGAAGAGAGAUUUCGGAGAUAGUUUUCACCAUCAGCUAUAUUAGAGAUAUUUUAAGAUAUGGAGAGAAGCAUCCCCUUCUGCAGAAACUGAGCAUAGAAAUUUUAACCAGUCUGGCAUUGGAAGAGGAUGCAACGGAAAGAAUAGGGGGUACAGGUGGAGUACUUAAAGAAUUGUUCAACAUAUUUUUCAAACACAACAUACCAGAAAAUCAGAAACAUGUAAAAAUUGUUGCUGGUGAGGCCCUUGCAAUGCUGGCUUUAGAAAGCAAGAGUAACUGCCAUCGAAUUUUGAAGUUGAAAGUACUAGAGAGGCUCGUAGAAGCAUUGAAAGAUCCAUUGCUUCGUGUCAAUGCAGCUAGAAUUCUACGAAAUUUAUGCACCUAUAGUGGAUCAGAAUGGUUCAUCCAGCUAAAGGGAGUAACAGCUGCAGCACCCGUAAUACUUCAGGCGAUCAUAUCAGAAGAAAACAAGAUACAAGAGGUGAUUGUUGGACUAGCAGGAAAUGUUUUCAGAUACAUGACCUCUCAUGAAUCAAGCAUUGUAUUUGAAGAAGCUGGAAUCACGGAGGCUGAACUUGCAAACAAAUUAGUUCAGAUUCUCAAGAAACACCAGUAUCCCCCAACUAAGGUUCCAAGGAUAAGGAGGUUUGUCAUAGAGCUGGCUAUUUGGAUGAUGAAAGACAAAGCUGAAAACAUAGAUACCUACAAGGGUCUGGGAAUGGAUGAGGUGUUGGAGGGUGUCUUAGAGACCACAUCAGAACUUGAAAGCUUUAAUGUUUUCUCUGGCACUGUUGGACUGAACCGGCACACUCUAACAACUCAGUCACUGGUUGAGAUGGCAUUGAAAUUGAUGGAAGAUAGGUAAACUAUCGACCAUAGUACUAUAGCACAAAAUCAGUUAUCCACGUUGGCCUAGAGAGACUAAUGUUGCAACUUGCAAGUGUGCGGAUACACUAAACCGUAAAUUCUCCAAAAAGACAGACAUGUUUGCUGCGGCUGAAAAGAUGGCCUAACUCAAUACUUUAUUCAUUAAUUUUCUAGAUUCAACGUUGAAAUAAAUUAUUGAUAUUUUCCUUAAGAUCUGUGAUUCUGAUGUGCUUCCUGCUUCAAUUUCUUUUAUUUAAAAAAUAUAUAUAUAAAAUUGUAACUUUACUUUUGAAGGCUCCA